UCUGUCGUCACCAAGUGCUCAUCCCGAUAAUCUCUCUUCCCUGCACACAUAACCAUCUACGAUGUCUUACAUAAACCCUCUUCAUCCUCCCGUCCCCAGCAACGUCCGCUCAUCAUACACUGCCCUUGCUGGUGCCUGCUCCACAAACCAGCCUCCCUUCGCUCAGGCUUUACCGCCGUCCCACCGUCGCCUGCCUCAGGCGCCAUUGUCGAAGAUGUCAACAUCGCGUCGCUCUCCUCCUUGUCCUGCCGUUACAUUUGAUCUUCAUGGGGCGCCUUCACGGGGUCUUGGCGUGCCGAUGGGUGAGCUUCUGACUCGUUCAGAAGGUGCAUUGGAGCGUAUGCUCGUUGGUGUGAGCGAUGGUGUUGGUGCUCAAAUGAGCGGAUCUCUUGGUUUUCGCAGAGUCAAUCUCAAGAUCCUGUGGCCGGGGUAUGAGCAUCUUGAUCGGAGUUACCCCCUUGAUAUAUAUACUCCAGCUGGUCCGCUCACUCGAGGGCAACUUGCCGUCCAAGUUGCACGCGCAUUCGCGCGCUUCAUAGAGGAGCUGCAGGGUCACCCCCCUGCUCAGCAUGGCGCCAGUUGGCGCUUCGGAAAUGGCGGAAUUAGCUUUAAUCGCCUCAUUCUUUCGGCACUUUGGAACGCCUGUGAUGACGUAUGGCUGGCCGAGGUCAUUGUCGAUUUUCGUUAAGCGAAGUCGUGGACUUGACUCAUUGGACAUCGCCACAUUCGCCUUCUUCGCAUACACAUCUAACACGAAUCAUACACAUGUAGCCCUAGAUAUUAUUCCGUCUCUUUUACUUUUACUUUUUCAUCGAUCAUCGCCUCACGAUACCCCACACUCCUCUCACAAUCCACCUCUACUUAUAUUUACCUCCUCCGGAUCCGAUAGACAUAGUUCAACCCGAGGGGGCCUAGGCCCUGCACUAACCAUAUAGACUAGAAUAACCAUAUCGAUUACUUUGUACCCUCACUCGUGCUGCCAGCGUUGCAAACGUGCCACAUGUACACGAGCGCCCAUCCCCUUCCGUAAAAUGUUAUCCGGGAUUGGGCUUCCAUUCCUUUGCAGUGCUCUAAACCCAUAUAAUCGCAGAAGGCAGUA
Molecule: messenger RNA, 1099 nt
Organism: Suillus paluster
Lineage: Eukaryota; Fungi; Basidiomycota; Agaricomycetes; Boletales; Suillaceae
Exons: 3
Coding region: 62-688 (208 amino acids)
Source: RefSeq, a predicted model, not a curated record